Molecule: messenger RNA, 1610 nt
Organism: Monascus purpureus
Lineage: Eukaryota; Fungi; Ascomycota; Eurotiomycetes; Eurotiales; Aspergillaceae
Source: the annotation of a GenBank genome assembly
GAUCAUGUGAUAUGGCUGCCAGCAUGCUGGAGGAGCUUCCCCAGGCCUGCAUCCACGCAGGUAACCAGAUAUCCUAUAUCCUCCGGCGAGUCGCCCCCCCCCAGCUCUCUGGCCACGAUCUCCCCUGAGAUUAUCAAACUAUAUCCAAGCACCUUUCUGUUUUCCUGUCCAUCCUCUCCUUCACCGUUGUCAUAAUCCCCAGAUCGCCAUGAACGGCGCCGCUGACCCCGAGCGCGAGCAGGCGCUCGAGGAUUACAAGAAGAGCUUGCUGGAGUUACGAGAAUGGGAAUCAAAGCUUAAGUCUUUACGCAUGGGCAUCAAGGAUCUGCAAAGAGAAUUCGAUGUCUCUGAAGAGAACAUCAAAGCAUUGCAAAGUGUCGGUCAGAUCAUCGGGGAGGUCUUGAAACAGCUAGACGAAGAGAGAUUUAUCGUCAAGGCAUCUUCCGGACCCCGAUACGUAGUCGGCUGCCGAUCGAAGGUCGACCGAUCAAAACUAAAGCAAGGCACCCGUGUCACUCUUGACAUGACCACGCUGACUAUUAUGCGGAUGCUUCCUCGAGAAGUUGAUCCAUUGGUGUACAACAUGUCUCUUGAGGACCCUGGCCAGGUCAAUUUCGCAGGUAUUGGUGGGCUGAACGACCAGAUUAGAGAACUACGGGAAGUGAUCGAGCUACCGUUGAAGAACCCGGAGCUUUUCCAGAGAGUAGGAAUCAAAUCUCCUAAGGGCGUGUUGCUCUACGGACCUCCCGGAACUGGAAAGACGCUGCUGGCGCGGGCAGUAGCUAGUUCAAUGGAGACAAAUUUCCUGAAGGUUGUCUCAUCCGCGAUCGUCGAUAAAUAUAUCGGUGAAUCGGCGCGACUAAUCCGAGAGAUGUUUGGCUACGCAAAGGAACACGAACCUUGCAUCAUCUUUAUGGACGAGAUAGACGCUAUUGGCGGCAGGAGAUUCUCGGAGGGCACUUCUGCAGACAGAGAAAUCCAGCGGACGUUGAUGGAGCUUCUCAACCAACUUGACGGCUUCGACUAUCUUGGAAAGACAAAGAUCAUCAUGGCUACGAACCGACCAGACACCCUGGAUCCAGCUCUACUUCGAGCGGGUCGACUGGACCGGAAGAUCGAGGUUCCCCUUCCCAACGAAGUCGGUCGCUUGGAGAUUCUGAAGAUUCAUACCGCCGGUGUUCAGAUAGAGGGUGAGAUCGACUUCGAGAGUAUUGUGAAGAUGAGUGAUGGCCUAAAUGGAGCUGAUCUUCGUAAUGUGGUUACCGAAGCUGGUCUGUUUGCAAUCAAGGACUACCGCGAGUCAAUUAAUCAGGACGACUUUAGCAAAGCUGUCCGAAAGGUUGCAGAGGCGAAGAAAUUGGAAGGCAAGCUGGAAUACCAGAAACUGUAGCCAAAGACGCUCAAUCUAUCUUGUCUCAUAUAUGAGCUCUACAAUCCACCAUCCGUUAGGACAUAUUCUAGUCACACGGCAAAUUAAAGGCGUUGCAACUCGAUGCACUACUGGACUUUUUUGCUAUUAGAUGAUAAUAUAGAGAAGAGGUGACGGGGGGAGACUAAACAUCUCUGCAGAAUAAUCCGCUAUCAAAAUUCUAUUGGCCACAGCAAAUUUG